GAAAGACCAAUAACCACAUACCAACAUUAGCUCUCUUCCACAAAUUAGAUUUCUCAAUUCUCAUUAAAAAAUCCUAAUAGAAUUAGUUUACCUUUUCCCUUCAUCAUCUUGUCCUACUUAACAAAAAACAUGGAAAAUUAUUUAAUAAUUCUACCAAAAACACAACACAAUAAUAAAAAAGAAAGCAAAAAAGGAUUCCCACCAUCCUCCUCCUCCUUGGAUUUAUUGCCUGCAAAACCACCCUUCUUUCUCUCUCCUCUUUCUUUAUUUUGCUUUCAGUUUCUUCUUCUUUCUCUUCAAUCAAAAGAGGAAUAAAGAAGAAGAAAGCAAAAUCCCCAAAACCCUUAUCCAUCCUACCCCAACAACAACAAUAAUAAUUUCUCCAGAAUCUUUACCCCUUAAACUUAUUUUUCCCCCUAAUUUCUUACUUUGGGCGGAUUAAUUUCGACUAUUUCAACAAUUUAUAAUUGAUUUGAACUAUUUUUUUGAAUUUUAAGAAUGUUGGUCUCUAAUUCUUUUGAUUUAUGGCAAAGGGAUGCGUUUUUCUCUGCUGCUGAAGAAGUUCAAGAAUCUGCCGACAUCUUGGAAUCAGCUUAUCGAUUAUGGAUUAGACAGAAGAAAGAUGGGUUAUCUUCGAAUGAUUUAGAUGAGCUUCGUCGUGAAGUUCAAACAGCUCUUGGCACUGCGAAAUGGCAGUUGGAAGAGUUUGAGAAGGCUGUGAGGUUAAGUUAUGGAAAUUGCCGCGAUCAUAGUAGAAUGGCAAGGCACCAGCAAUUUCUUGUUGCCAUUGAAAGCUUGAUAACCCGUGUUGAAGAUACAUUGAGGGAUACGUUGAAUGAGGAAGGAAAGCAACCAUUUCGAUGGGUGAAUUUGGAUGAAGAUGAACGAGAUGACCUGGCUAUGUUCCUCUCUGGUUCUGAAACGUUCACUAAGAGUGCAAGAAAUAAAAUUGCGAAAUCUUCCAACAGUCUAACAGAAGAGAAUUUAUGUAAGAAAAAAGAUUUGGACUUUGCUGCUUGUAGCACUAGUACCAGUGCAGCAUCCAACAUGCAGGGAAAAGGUUCACCUGCAUUAAAAGAUGAUAUUGUGAUUAACAUGGAGCAACCUAUUUCUCUCAUAGAACUAAGUGCAAGGGAAGCACUUGGGACACGGGGGGAUAUGAAUUGUGACGCUGAUAGAACACGCAGUGCAAAAAGGACUCAUAUAUCACCAAAUUCUGGUUCUUUAAAGAUUGUGAUUCCUAACGGAGAUGAUAAUAUGAGUACUAUGUCAACCAUCGAGGCCACACCAAAGGUGAAGGGCUUCAAAACGUCAAAUUUACUUCAAUUCAGAGGAAUUAGUUGCAUUAAUAAGCUUUUUACAUGCUCCGGUGGUUUAAAUAAUAGGAUGCAAGGCUCAAGACGCUUACAGUUGAGCUCUUCCAUGCGACUCAUACUCAUUUUGAUGCUAUCAAUUUUCCUGCUGGUGCCCUAUUUGGUUCACUCAAACUGAAACGUGAUUAUGCUGCUAGGUCAAACACAAUAGAUGUGAGUAGAUUCUUCCACAUGAUACAGAGAAUUUAUCAGCAUCCUAUGUACCAAAGGCCAUGCUGUCUGAUUUGAUUCACAUUUGCUGUCUGGAUUGCUAAGCCCCAAUGAUUGAAGGGCUUUUAACCUUUUUCUUCUUAUUUGAUGGUGAUUUAAAAUUACCAUAAAGUGUAGAAGUUCAGGGUAACGAAAAAAAUGAUUUGUAAUAGACCAUUAUUGUACAUCGGAAUGAAAUUAUAGGUCCGUUGCCACAUGUGUAAUAUUAUCCCUUUUCAGUUAGUCUUGUACAUAUCCUCAAUGGUCAACAUUCAUUUUGGUGUUGCUUUACUUGGCUAAAGCACGCGCUAUUGGUCUGA
Molecule: messenger RNA, 1882 nt
Organism: Chenopodium quinoa (quinoa)
Lineage: Eukaryota; Viridiplantae; Streptophyta; Magnoliopsida; Caryophyllales; Amaranthaceae
Exons: 6
Coding region: 499-1491 (330 amino acids)
Biological process (GO): Golgi vesicle transport
Cellular component (GO): membrane
Source: RefSeq, a predicted model, not a curated record